ACGAUAGAAAUCAAAACGAAGGAAUAUUGUGUAAAAAAAAUUUUGGUCAAAAAUUUUCAAGUGUUUUCAACAAGCGACUUACAGAGCUCAUUUGCAGGCGAACGUGAAGUCCUAGACAAAAAGUGCUCAGAUGAGUUUCGCUUUAUUUUUAGGUGUACUAAGCGAUGGAAAAAGAAAACUAGGCAUUUUUAAAAAUUUAAUUUCAAAAGUCCCAAAUCCCUUGCACACCCUUUGCUACACUCUGACCGAAAUAAGUCCAAUUUUUUUGAUAAUUUUUUAGGUAGUCCUGUAACAUGUAUAAUUUUGAUUCUUUUAAUAAAUAAAACUAAGUACUUAGUUUGCGCUAUAAUAUGUCUUUAACCCUUUAUGGGGCUCUGUCGAUAUGUUCGACACCAUACUUUUUAUUGAUUUAUUUUUAAACUGCUAAGAGUUUGGUACUGCGAUAGUCUGUAUUCGAUUCGGACAGGUCAUAGCAAAAACGAAACGCAACAAAGAAAAAAAAAGUAUGGCUGACAUUGACAGCUGAUGACAUCUCAUGUCAUUAUUUGGCGGUUUUCUGAAGUGCAAAUUUCAUCUAAGAACAUCUUCGCGAAAAAUGAGUAAAAAGGUGAUCCCAUUAGAGAAGUUGGAAGAUGCUCUCGCAGACUUAUUUGCUCUGUCAGACGGCGAAAACUCCGAAGACGGCAAUGAGAGUGAUGAGGACGAGAAUGAAGCAGUUUUCUCAUCAUUUACCAGUAAAGAACUUCAGGAUAUUUUAUGUGGAUCUGGUCUGAAUGAAUCACAGCCAACAACAUCAACAGUUUCGAUUCUUCCGUCAUCUUCUAAUAUGGAUAUAUCUAUCACACAUGAUAGUAUUGCAGGUAGUACUCAACCUACUCCCUCUAGUUCUCGAAUGUCUUCAAUCACAAGACCUGUUGCACCUGUGGUUACACAAGCUGAUGACACGGAUAACUCGGAAGACAGUUCAGAAGAUAACUCGGAAGAUGAUGGCGAUGAAGAGUGGAAAAAAGUGCAGUUUCCACACAUUCCACCUACUGAGAAAUUUGAUGACAUUUUACUGCGACCAUCACAGUUUUUUCCUAAUCGAAGUUCUCCUGGGGCAUAUUUCAAUGUAUUUUUCAAUGAUGAAGUCCUAUUGAACAUAGUUGAUCAGACAAAUUUAUAUGCAGCCCAAAACCGAAAGAAAGAUUGGGAUAUUGUAACAUUACAGGAACUAAAAGCUUUUUUUGGUAUUUUGAUACUUAUGGGCAUUCACGUACUUCCAAAUAUAUCUCUCUACUGGUCUUCCGAUCCUAUGUUCCGUGUUGCAGAGAUUGCUAAUGUUAUGACAGUAAAGAGAUUUAAAAAGAUAUUGGCAAAUUUACACCUAAACGACAACAGUCAAAUGCCCAAGAGAGGUGAAGAAGGAUAUGAUAAACUAUACAAAAUAAGACCUAUGAUCAACAUUUUGAACAGUGCUUUCCAAAGUGGUGGAGUGUGCUCAUCAUCGCAAAGCAUAGAUGAGUGCAUGAUUAAAUUCAAAGGGCGUAGCACUCUCAAGCAGUAUAUGCCAAAAAAGCCUGUAAAACGGGGCUUCAAAGUGUGGUCGCGCUGUGACAGUCUGACUGGAUAUUUAUAUCAAUUUGAGAUUUAUACUGGAAAAAAAGAUGACGCCACUACAGAGGUUGGAUUAGGAGCCAGUGUGGUAAGAGAACUAUCUAAAACUCUGAUUGAUGAAAAGGUUGAGAAUACCCACAUCGCUUUUGACGUUUUUUAAAAAAAAAAAACUUAUAAAAAACCAAAAAAAAAGAAAGAUGAACCUAAGCCGCCUCCUCUGGUACUGGCUAAAGGAGAGUAAAAAUGGCGAGUCAACCAGAACGUCGCAUUUUUUGUAUGGAAAGAUACUAAAUUGGUGUAUGUAUUGAGUACUGCUUAUCAUCCCCAUCAGAAAACAACAUGUAGAAGAACGCAGAAGGAUGGUUCGAAGUCUGACGUUUCGUGUCCCAUAGGAAUCCUGGAGUAUACCAAAAGAAUGGGAGGAGUUGAUAGAUUUGACCAGAAGAGAGGUACAUACUCCAUCUCAAGACGUAGUAAAAGAUGGUGGAUGAGAAUAUUUUACUUUUUGGUUGAUUCUGCCAUUACAAAUGCCUAUAUAAUAUACACCCAAAAUGACAGAGUUCACAACCCUAUGACCUCCUUGCAUUUACGCACCGUGCUUGCACGUAACCUGAUAGACAACUUCAGCUCAAGGAAAAGGACUAUAGCACAAUCGCCCAACUUUAUAACUAAAAAACCAAAAGGGCCAACAAGUAGACAGAAGGACAUUCACGGAAUACCUGAUGAACUAAGGUUGAAUGAUGUGGGGUCUCACAUGCCAAUGGAGCUACCCAAAUACAGAAGGUGCAGAGCAUGCAGCAGCAAAAACCUCAACAAAACAUCCAAAAUACAGUGCACAAAAUGUCAAGUUCCAUUGUGCAUUGUACCAUGCUUUGCUCAGUUCGACACUGCCCUUCAGGGUUGAAGGGCAGUGUCGAAUAUGUCGACACCAUUUUUAAAAAAAAAAAAUCUAAAAAUUAAUAAAAAAAAUAUAUUUCUCAUAUACAAGUGUUAUUUUUUCAUUCCCCCAGCCAGAAGCUUCUGCCCCUUAAAGGGUUAAAUUAUUAUUUUUAACCAAUUUAUGUUAUUUCGGCAGACAUUUAAAACAUAAAAUGACUAAGGUGAAGUCACUAAUGCUAGACAUUGACCUAAAGGAUGACACCUACGAAAAAAAAUCCUUGUAUUAAAAACAACUUUAGUAAAAUGACUCUUACUACAACACCAUAGCACACCUAGCACCAUCUAUGAAUUGUUCUCAAAAACUCCCGACAGUUUCUGAACGAAAUUUCAAAAUGGCGUCAGUUGUUGCCAAACAUGUGACGGAGUGAGCACGCGUUCCGCGAUUUCCUAAUUUUUAGUUUAAGGACGCCGAAAUUAUAAGGUGAGUUUUGAAUCCAUAUUUGUUAUAAAAAUACUUUUUUUUUCAUUUGUAUACGUAUUAAUAAUAACUUGGGUUAGUGAUAAGCGCGCUUUUCUUCUGUUUGCUAAUAUUUUUCCGACAAAUUGUAACAUGUCUACUAUUAGUUCCAAAAAAAUUGAAUAUCUAAUAGAUGACAGACGUGUCAUCCAUUAGUGUUUCUACGUGUUAAACUCUUAUGUACGGUUCGGUGCGUUUUUGAACUCUAUUCUUAAUGAAAAUAUUGCUGUAGAGAUAUUAAUAAUGUAGGAUCACUGUAACUAAAGGUAGACAUGGUGUCUAUUAUUGGGGUAUACAUGAUGUCAAUUAUUGGUCCUAUUGUUCCAGACUGAUAACUAUGCCGCCAAUAAAAGGACAGAUGUUUCGUUACUCUGAGGCUGAUAUGGAAGCCGCUAUUCGAGAAUGCAGACGAGGAGUUGCGACGUCAACUGCGGCAAAAAAAUUUGGGGUACCUAGGGUAACUUUGCUGAAUAAAGUAAAGGGUAAGACACCAAUAAAACGAAAAAUGGGUCGAGCAUGCUACAUCUCAGAUGAUACCGAAGCUUUACUCGUAAACUGGGCGAAAGCAUUGGUAAAACGAGGCUUCCCAAUUGGGAAAGAGAACUUACAGGACAGUGUAAAAAAAAUUGUAGAUGAUUUGAAUUUAGAAACUCCAUUUAAAAAUGGAAGGCCUGGCAAAAGGUGGUACAAUAGUUUUUUGAAACGACACCCAGAGCUUAUCCCUAGACAGCCUCAAAAUUUAACAUCAUCCAGAGCUGCAGUCACAACGUCACAGUUAAAGAAUUGGUAUAAAGAAGUUAGCAUGUAUCUUCAAGAAAACAACCACACAAAUAUUUUGGCUGAACCUCAUCGUAUAUUCAAUAUGGAUGAGACUGCAUUUUUUUUUAAUCCGAAAGGGAACAAGGUACUAGCACCUAAAGGCGAAAAAUCUGUAUACCAACAAGUUAACUCGGACGAAAAAGAAUGUUUCACAGUUCUUUUAGGUGGUAAUGCUGCUGGUCAAGUUCUACCGCCAAUGGUUAUUUUUAAGUAUUUAAGAAUACCAAGAGAAUUGAGCUUGUCAGUUCCUGCUACUUGGGGUAUUGGACGGUCCGACAGUGGUUGGAUGACGAUGGAGACAUUUUACGAAUAUAUCUGCAAUAUAUUUGAUAAAUGGUUGAAUGACAAUGGUAUUCAAAAACCAGUCAUACUAUUUAUGGAUGGGCACACGUCACAUAUGUCAUUCCACCUGAGCAAGUUUUGUUCAGAAAAUGGGAUAAUCCUAAUUGCUCUGUAUCCUAAUGCUACACAUCUAUUACAGCCCAUGGAUGUGGCUAUUUUCAGGAGCUUAAAGGGCGCGUGGAGAACUGCUGUGAAGUCUUGGAGAUUAGAGAACAUCGAUGCCCCCACCUUGAGGAAAGUACAUUUCUGUCCUUUGCUCAAUCAAGUACUGACAGAAACAUUGACACCUGAGAUGUUUAUAAACGGAUUCCGUAAAUGUGGGCUCUCACCUUGGAAUCCCAAUGAAGUGUGCUCUGCACCAGAACAACCAACAGAUGAAUUCAUGGCAAUACAAAAAAUGGCGAAAAUUAAAGAACUGGAAAUGGGCCUUAAAUUCCUGGACAAAUAUAUUGCUUCAGAAAAAAUUGAAGAAAAUAUUGGGUUGUUUCAAUUUUAUAAAAAGAUUGAAGACCUAUUGACAAAAACUAAAGAAGACGUCUUGCCACCAACUGAAAACAUCUCUACUUUGAAUAAUACCACAUCAGAACAAGGCAGUAGAACUCCUUGUCAGGCAGUCCCGAGUAGCGAUCCAUUGACAAUGCCAUCCACAUCACAAGCUGUAAAUUUGGAUUUUCAGUUCCAAUAUUUAUCCCCAAAUGAAGACCCUAAAACUCCCUGCAAAGAAGUACAAGAAAGCACUACUCAAAAUCUCGAAGGCACAAUAAACACAGGAUCAUUGAUAGAACCACCUACAUCAAGUCAUUAUAAUAUACACUAACAAAAACUAAAAAUGUCUUACAAGCAACUGAAAAUCUCUCUACCUUGAAUAAUUCUGCAUCAGAACAAGGCAGUACAACUCGAAUAUUACCACAGCUUAAUACAAUCCCGAGUAGCGAUCCAUUGACUAUGCCGUCCACAUCACAAGCUGUAAAUUUGGAUUUUCAGUUCCAAUAUUUACCCCCAAAUGAAGACCCUAAAACUCCGCUCAAAGAAGUCCAAGAAGGCACUACUCAAAGUCUCGAAAACACAAUAAACACAGGAUCGUUGAUAGACCCACGAAUAUCAAGUAGGCCACAAGAUAGAUGUCCAAGGAAGAAUGCAGAUAAUAUGGUAAUACCUAGUCCAUUUAAAAGAGCAUUGUUUUGGCCAACUCCUAAACAAAACUCAAAAGG
Messenger RNA from Spodoptera litura, 5364 nucleotides. The record is from RefSeq and is a predicted model, not a curated record. NCBI's taxonomy places the organism in Eukaryota, Metazoa, Arthropoda, Insecta, Lepidoptera, Noctuidae.